Vespa velutina is the source of this 4504-nucleotide messenger RNA. RefSeq names its product casein kinase I. Gene Ontology annotation, biological process: peptidyl-serine phosphorylation; signal transduction; endocytosis. NCBI's taxonomy places the organism in Eukaryota, Metazoa, Arthropoda, Insecta, Hymenoptera, Vespidae. Gene Ontology annotation, cellular component: nucleus; cytoplasm. Gene Ontology annotation, molecular function: ATP binding; protein serine/threonine kinase activity. The transcript is spliced from 9 exons. The coding region runs from base 1646 to 2902 and encodes 418 amino acids. The record is from RefSeq and is a predicted model, not a curated record.
CCUCGGCGCUUGCGUCCGCUAUACGUAAUUGUUGGACAAUAACGUCGCUGUCUUGCGCUGUCUCUAACGGAGCGAAAAACGCGCCGCGACACGGUCGAUCGGAUGAAACGCGGUAUCGUCGAGUGUGACGGAACGAUACAUACGGAGAGCCAUGAAAGAGGAGCCGCGCGAUCGUUCGUCGGAAUCAUCGAUCGAGAAUAAUUUCAGAGUAGAGUGAAGAAGGAAAAAUAGAAAAAAAAAAACGGGGCCAGGAAAGAAACGCAGAGGGGCCCUGUGAAAAAAACAAGUGAGAGAGAGAGAGAGAGAGUGAGAGGGGGGGAGAGUGAGCGAACGACGAACGAGAUAAAGAGAAAGAAAGAAAGAAAGAAAGAAAGAAAGAGAGAGAGAAAGAGAUAGGGAGAGAGUGGGACGAAGUGUCGGUUAUAAUAGUCGCAUAACACGCGAUCCUGGUGGGCACGUCUCGACGGCGCCAUAAACCGUGUGCGCCAUUCGUUCGGCAAAGCACGUCGUUUCCGCGGAAGGGCAGAUGCCCUUACGCGGUACAUCGUAUCGUUGGUGGUUUCGUUCUUGCACGUCCGGAUCGCCUCAUUUUGCAAGAUCCGGCACGGUUCUAUUGUUCCUCGCGUGUCCACGUUCCUCGCGUUUUUCAUAUUUCACGACGAACUGUCGACCGCCCCCCCGUGGGGGGCAGUUCUCUCUCUGUCGACGCCGUCGUUCUCCUUUUAUUUUGGAAAAAAUAAAGAAAGUUCCAGGAAUAAACGUAAGCGCGGCGGCGAUUCCCUAUACGGAUUUAAUAGCAGCGCCGUCGAAAGGCAAAACAAAAAUAAUAAUAAUAAUAAUAAUAAUAAUAAUAAUAACAACAACGAAAACGACGACGGCAACGGCGACGGCGACGACGUCGUCGAAAACAUCGAUAACGACGUCGAAGGCGGAAACUACGACGAGGAGAACGACGACGACGACGACGACGACGACGACGACGACGUCGACGAGAACGACGAGGACGAGCAGAACCAAACCAAGAGAGAUAAGAACAGUUGAGAGAAGAAGAACUACGGGAGAUAGAAUAACGAAUAGCAGUCUUUUAUUCGGGAUAAAUACGGCGUAUAGGAGCAUAGGGAAAAGAACGUCAACUUCGAGAACAAGGAAGUGGAGGAGGACGAAGACGAGAACAAGGAGGAGAACGACGACAGCAGCGAUAGCAACGCCACCAGUGCAGCCGCCAUCAACAUCGUGAAGCAGUUGGCUGUACGACGUGAAGAGAAAGAAGAAGGAGAGGAAAUGCUCGUAGGUCCGCGAGCGGCGGUACGAUCAAAUAUGGAGGCUCGGCCGGCCCUCUAAACGCGUUUGUGGACCUUUCCUCUCUGUGUCUGCAUAACCAGCCGCCGUGCGCGCACGUGUGCCGUCGCGGCCAACUAUCGAGUCUGUUGCUGUUGCUGCUUUACCGUUUCUCCUUCGUGUGCUACUCGACUUCCUUCCCCUUACUUUAUUCUAUUUUCUCUCUUACUCUCUCUUUCUCUCUCUCUCUUUUUCUCUCUCUUUCUCUCUCUCUCUCUCUCUCUCUCUCUCUCUCUCUUUCUCUCUCUUUCUCUCCGUCUAUAUCUCUUAUUAGUUUCUUAUUCUUGAGCCUCGUCAAAGCUGGAGAAUGGAGCUCCGCGUUGGAAAUAAGUACCGGCUCGGACGGAAAAUCGGGAGCGGCUCCUUCGGGGAUAUUUAUCUGGGUACCAACAUCUCAACUGGCGAGGAAGUCGCCAUCAAACUGGAAUGCAUAAAAACACGGCAUCCCCAACUUCACAUAGAAUCGAAAUUCUAUAAAAUGAUGCAAGGAGGAGUUGGUAUUCCUACGAUAAAGUGGUGUGGUUCAGAAGGAGACUAUAAUGUAAUGGUAAUGGAAUUACUUGGUCCAUCGUUGGAGGAUUUAUUUAAUUUUUGUUCCCGGCGAUUUACAUUAAAGACUGUGUUACUCCUUGCGGAUCAAUUGAUAAGUAGAACAGAUUAUAUCCACAGUCGAAACUUCAUCCAUCGAGAUAUCAAGCCAGAUAAUUUUUUGAUGGGUCUAGGAAAGAAAGGAAAUCUCGUAUACAUCAUAGAUUUUGGUUUAGCUAAAAAAUAUCGCGAUGGUCGCACACACAAACAUAUACCUUAUCGAGAAAACAAAAAUUUAACUGGAACAGCCAGAUACGCGAGUAUAAACACACAUUUGGGAAUUGAACAGUCACGGCGAGACGAUCUUGAGUCUCUAGGAUAUGUUCUCAUGUAUUUCAACAGAGGUAGUUUACCGUGGCAAGGAUUAAAAGCAGCUACGAAAAGGCAAAAAUACGAGCGUAUUUCGGAAAAGAAGAUGUCAACGCCCAUCGAAGAAUUAUGCAAGGGUUAUCCUAUCGAAUUUGGCUCCUAUCUGAAGUACUGUCGGGCACUAAGAUUUGAGGAAAGGCCUGAUUAUUCGUAUCUUCGGCAACUCUUCCGGACAUUAUUCCAUGGUCAGGGCUUCACAUACGAUUAUGUCUUCGAUUGGAAUAUGUUGAAAUUUGGCAAUACCAGACAACAAACCUUGCCUUCGGUGCAGCAGACACCAAUGCACUCUCAACCGACAAAUGCAGCGCUGCCAUCUGGAACCAAUAAUGAACAGGAGCAUAGAUCAAGGCCGUACACUCGACAGUGUCUGGCAAAUGCGUCGGUUGCAACGAUGGGUCAAACGGUAGGGGGAACGUCGUCGAAUCUGAGAACCAUACGGCAAAAGCGCCGCGAAGCGUUGGAUGCUCAUGGUGACCAGGACAAUCAGGACAAGAGCGAUCUGCAAGCAUCGGGUGCAGGUGGCCAAGAACGAAGGGUCAGCAUGCGGUUGCACCGUAGAGAUGCAGCUUCAGCUGCAGGAGAAAUGCAGUCCAAAUCCAAGUAUUAGAAGAGUUAAGAGAAGAAAAACAAAGGCGUCUAAUGCGACAUCUUCGAGUGUGAACAAAAAUGAGAAUUAAAAGAAAAAAAAGAGAACUAUACCUUGUCCAGCACCUGUGACGAGAAUACGCUUGCCUUGGAAAUUAAUAUCCAUUGUGAUCGUUUUAACGGAGCUAAUAUGGCGUACUGUUUAAUCAAGAAAUAUAUAUGAUAGUGAUUUCGCUCGAUGUAUGUACGUAUCAGUUUUAUGACUGACUUAACUAAAAGAACGAGAUCUUUCGUCUGAAGUAUAUAUAUAUAUAUUUGCAUAUAUAUAUAUAUACACGUACAGAUAUAUAUUAUAUAUAUUAUAUAUAUGUAUACAGAUCAUGCGCAUUGGCAUUAACUGACUAUAGCAAGUUCAAUUUCGAUUAAUCGAUCAAUAAAUCGAAUAGCUUAUUAACAAUAUUGCAAACUUAGUGUAGAAAAAUAUUAAAAUUAAUAUAUAUAUAUAUAUAUAUAUAUAUAUAUAUAUAUAUAUUAUAAUCAUUUUAUUAGAUUCAUUUUUGGACAUAAUUUUUAUAAUGUCGAAUAUUUAAUAAAAGAAGAACAGAACAUUAUUUAAACAUAUUUAUAUAGAUUGUAUGAUAAAUCGUCGAGAUGAUCAACGCUAUCUGACGGUAGAACUUUGUAUUAUUAUCUUUAAUGAUUUACACUCGGUCGGUAUAACAUACGCGUGAAAUUUUUCUACUUGGUCGGUAAGGCAGAUACUAGAGGACGGAUUUAUAGCUUUCAAUAAUAUAAUUAUAAGUACUUGAAGUAUAUGAAAGAAAUAAUUACAAUAGUUCAUGUGCACAUCGCUUAAUUUAUUCGUGCAUUAAAUAUGGCAAUUAUAUAUUAGGUCAUUACACAUAAGUUAGUAUAUCUUAUCACGUAGAUCAGUAUAUUAGAAUUUUUCUUGUUAAAUAAAUAACAAUGUUUUUUUUCCUUUGCGUCCGUAGUUGAUAAUUCAUUAAUAAGUGACUUGUUAUAAAAUAAUAUUAGUCAAUAUCGGUGAUAAUUAAGUAAGUUAUUUCUUUUUAAUUAUGUCGAUUUGAAUGUUAUCAGAGAAAGUAAAAAAAAAAAAAAAGUACGAUAGAAAUGAUGCAGCAAUAAUUUAAUAAAUCACAAUAAAUUUUUGUUUAAAGUGAGAAAGUUUGUUUAUACACUUUUAAACAAUUAAUUUUGAAUUUAAAUAUAAUCUAUUAAUAUUAAAUAUAAUACCAUUAAAAAAUUGAUGUUCAUUAUUAAAUAUUAUUAUUAUUAUUCUUAUUAUUAUCAUCAUUAUUAUGUUAUCAUAUUAAUCUAUUAAUAAUUUUAAUCAAUAAACUUAUACGUGUGUGUUCUUUUUAUUAUUUAAAGAAAAUAUGCCGAAGCCUAUAGAAUACUCAUCUUCUAUAUAUAUAUAUAUUAAAUAUAAUUAAUGGAGAGAAAGAGAAACAAACGGACGGACAAAAACAGAAAGAGAGAAAGAGAGAAAAAAAAAAGAAAUUAUGUGAUUUUCUAUGAGACGUCCUUGGAGUUAUGAUUCAAAUUGUCUAUCCUGAGCGCUAUAUGAUCGUACGAUUUCACGGAUGGUUGAAUUAAAAUUUCC